Gorilla gorilla gorilla (western lowland gorilla) is the source of this 8151-nucleotide messenger RNA. It is a transcript of the gene PIEZO1, whose product is annotated as piezo type mechanosensitive ion channel component 1 (Er blood group). NCBI's taxonomy places the organism in Eukaryota, Metazoa, Chordata, Mammalia, Primates, Hominidae. Gene Ontology annotation, molecular function: mechanosensitive monoatomic ion channel activity. Gene Ontology annotation, cellular component: membrane. The coding region runs from base 259 to 7893 and encodes 2544 amino acids. The record is from RefSeq and is a predicted model, not a curated record. The transcript has 50 exons.
GCGGGAGCCGCCGUCCGGCCCAGCUCUGCCCCAGUGAGCCGAGCGCUGCGCUCCGCCGAGGGGCAGGGCGGACGCCUGAGCGAGCGCGGGCCCGGGACGUCGGCACCGGCGGGGCGGCCGAAGGAGAAGGAGGAAGAGGAGAAGGCGGCGCGCGGGUCCCCGCGGGUCAGCCAUGGCGCGCCGGCCCCGGGGCCCCCGCACCGCCCCAUAGCGCCGCGGCGUCCGCUCGGUCUGGGCCGGGCCCUGGGCCCUCCAGCCAUGGAGCCGCACGUGCUCGGCGCGGUCCUGUACUGGCUGCUGCUGCCCUGCGCGCUGCUGGCUGCCUGCCUGCUCCGCUUCAGCGGACUCUCGCUGGUCUACCUGCUCUUCCUGCUGCUGCUGCCCUGGUUCCCCGGCCCCACCCGAUGCGGCCUCCAAGGUCACACAGGCCGCCUCCUGCGGGCAUUGCUGGGCCUCAGCCUGCUCUUCCUGGUGGCCCAUCUCGCCCUCCAGAUCUGCCUGCAUACUGUGCCCCACCUGGACCAGCUCCUGGGACCCAGCUGCAGCCGCUGGGAGACCCUCUCGCGACACAUAGGGGUCACAAGGCUGGACCUGAAGGACAUCCCCAACGCCAUCCGGCUGGUGGGCCCUGACCUGGGUAUCUUGAUGGUCUCCUCUGUCUGCCUCGGCAUCUGCGGGCGCCUUGCAAGGAACACCCGGCAGAGCCCACAUCCACGGGAGCUGGAUGAUGACGAGAGGGAUGUGGAUGCCAGCCCCACGGCAGGGCUGCGGGAAGCAGCAACGCUGGCCCCUACACGGAGGUCACGGCUGGCCGCUCGUUUCCGAGUCACGGCCCACUGGCUGCUGGUGGCGGCCGGGCGGGUCCUGGCCGUAACACUGCUUGCACUGGCAGGCAUCGCCCACCCCUCGGCCCUCUCCAGUGUCUACCUGCUGCUCUUCCUGGCCACCUGCACCUGGUGGGCCUGCCACUUUCCCAUCAGCACUCGGAGCUUCAGCCGACUCUGCGUCGCUGUGGGGUGCUUCGGUGCCGGCCAUCUCAUCUGCCUUUACUGCUACCAGAUGCCCUUGGCACAGGCUCUGCUCCCGCCUGCCGGCAUCUGGGCUAGGGUGCUGGGUCUCAAGGACUUCGUGGGUCCCACCAACUGCUCCAGCCCCCAUGCGCUGGUCGUCAACACCAGCCUGGACUGGCCUGUGUAUGCCAGCCCCGGCGUCCUCCUGCUGCUGUGCUACGCCACGGCCUCUCUGCGCAAGCUCCGCGCGUACCGCCCCUCCGGCCAGAGGAAGGAGGCGGCAAAGGGGUACGAGGCUCGGGAGCUGGAGCUAGCAGAGCUGGACCAGUGGCCCCAGGAACGGGAGUCUGACCAGAUGAGCAGCCAGGCAGGUGGAGACGCCAGCGUGGGGGGCGACCGGCCAGCCCCUGCAUGGCUCACCGCUGCUUGCCCACAGCACGUGGUGCCCACAGCACCCGACACCGAGGCUGAUAACUGCAUCGUGCACGAGCUGACCGGCCAGAGCUCCCUCCGGCAGCGGCCUGUGCGGCCCAAGCGGGCUGAGCCCAGGGAGGCGUCUCCGCUCCACAGCCUGGGCCACCUCAUCAUGGACCAGAGCUAUGUGUGCGCGCUCAUCGCCAUGAUGGUAUGGAGCAUCACCUACCACAGCUGGCUGACCUUCGUACUGCUGCUCUGGGCCUGCCUCAUCUGGACGGUGCGCAGCCGCCACCAACUGGCCAUGCUGUGCUCGCCCUGCAUCCUGCUGUAUGGGAUGACGCUGUGCUGCCUACGCUACGUGUGGGCCAUGGACCUGCGCCCUGAGCUGCCCACCACCCUGGGCCCCGUCAGCCUGCGCCAGCUGGGGCUGGAGCACACCCGCUACCCCUGUCUGGACCUUGGUGCCAUGUUGCUCUACACCCUGACUUUCUGGCUCCUGCUGCGCCAGUUUGUGAAAGAGAAGCUGCUGAACUGGGCAGAGUCUCCAGCUGCGCUGACGGAGGUCACUGUGGCAGACACAGAGCCCACGCGGACGCAGACGCUGUUGCAGAGCCUGGGGGAGCUGGUGAAGGGCGUGUAUGCCAAGUACUGGAUCUACGUGUGUGCUGGCAUGUUCAUCGUGGUCAGCUUCGCCGGCCGCCUCGUGGUCUACAAGAUUGUCUACAUGUUCCUCUUCCUGCUCUGCCUCACCCUCUUCCAGGUCUACUACAGCCUGUGGCGGAAGCUCCUCAAGGCCUUCUGGUGGCUCGUGGUGGCCUACACCAUGCUGGUCCUCAUCGCCGUCUACACCUUCCAGUUCCAGGACUUCCCUGCCUACUGGCGCAACCUCACCGGCUUCACCGAUGAGCAGCUGGGGGACCUGGGCCUGGAGCAGUUCAGCGUGUCCGAGCUCUUCUCCAGCAUCCUGGUGCCCGGCUUCUUCCUGCUGGCCUGCAUCCUGCAGCUGCAUUACUUCCACAGGCCCUUUAUGCAGCUCACCGACAUGGAGCACGUGUCCCUGCCUGGCACGCGCCUCCCGCGCUGGGCUCACAGGCAGGAUGCAGUGAGUGGGACCCCACUGCUGCAGGAGGAGCAGGAGGAGCAGCAGCAGGAGGAGGAGGAGGAGGAGGAGUCCAGGGACGAGGUGCUGGGCGUGGCCACUCCCCACCAGGCCACGCAGGUGCCUGAAGGGGCAGCCAAGUGGGGCCUGGUGGCUGAGCGGCUGCUGGAGCUGGCAGCCGGCUUCUCGGACGUCCUCUCACGCGUGCAGGUGUUCCUGCGGCGGCUGCUGGAGCUUCACGUCUUCAAGCUGGUGGCCCUGUACACCGUCUGGGUGGCCCUGAAGGAGGUGUCGGUGAUGAACCUGCUGCUGGUGGUGCUGUGGGCCUUCGCCCUGCCCUACCCACGCUUCCGGCCCAUGGCCUCCUGCCUGUCCACCGUGUGGACCUGCGUCAUCAUCGUGUGUAAGAUGCUGUACCAGCUCAAGGUUGUCAACCCCCAGGAGUAUUCCAGCAACUGCACCGAGCCCUCCCCCAAUAGCACCAACUUGCUGCCCACGGAGAUCAGCCAGUCCCUGCUGUACCAGGGGCCCGUGGACCCUGCCAACUGGUUUGGGGUGCGGAAAGGGUUCCCCAACCUGGGCUACAUCCAGAACCACCUGCAAGUGCUGCUGCUGCUGGUAUUCGAGGCCAUCGUGUACAGGCGCCAGGAGCACUACCGCCGGCAGCACCAGCUGGCCCCGCUGCCUGCCCAGGCCGUGUUCUCCAGCGGCACCCGCCAGCAGCUGGACCAGGAUCUGCUCGGCUGCCUCAAGUACUUCAUCAACUUCUUCUUCUACAAAUUCGGGCUGGAGAUCUGCUUCCUGAUGGCCGUGAACGUGAUCGGGCAGCGCAUGAACUUUCUGGUGACCCUGCACGGUUGCUGGCUGGUGGCCAUCCUCACCCGCAGGCACCGCCAGGCCAUUGCCCGCCUCUGGCCCAACUACUGCCUCUUCCUGGCACUGUUCCUGCUGUACCAGUACCUGCUGUGCCUGGGGAUGCCCCCGGCCCUGUGCAUCGAUUACCCCUGGCGCUGGAGCCGGGCCGUCCCCAUGAACUCCGCACUCAUCAAGUGGCUGUACCUGCCUGAUUUCUUCCGGGCCCCCAACUCCACCAACCUCAUCAGCGACUUCCUCCUGCUGCUCUGCGCCUCCCAGCAGUGGCAGGUGUUCUCGGCUGAGCGCACGGAGGAGUGGCAGCGCAUGGCUGGCGUCAACACCGACCGCCUGGAGCCGCUGCGGGGGGAGCCCAACCCCGUGCCCAACUUUAUCCACUGCAGGUCCUACCUCGACAUGCUGAAGGUGGCCGUCUUCCGAUACCUGUUCUGGCUGGUGCUGGUGGUGGUGUUUAUCACGGGGGCCACCCGCAUCAGCAUCUUCGGGCUGGGCUACCUGCUGGCCUGCUUCUACCUGCUGCUCUUUGGCACGGCCCUGCUGCAGAGGAACACGCGGGCCCGCCUCGUGCUGUGGGACUGCCUCAUUCUGUACAACGUCACCGUCAUCAUCUCCAAGAACAUGCUUUCGCUCCUGGCCUGCGUCUUUGUGGAGCAGAUGCAGACCGGCUUCUGCUGGGUCAUCCAGCUCUUCAGCCUUGUAUGCACCGUCAAGGGCUACUAUGACCCCAAGGAGAUGAUGGACAGAGACCAGGACUGCCUGCUGCCUGUGGAGGAGGCUGGCAUCAUCUGGGACAGCGUCUGCUUCUUCUUCCUGCUACUGCAGCGCCGCGUCUUCCUCAGCCAUUACUACCUGCACGUCAGGGCCGACCUCCAGGCCACCGCCCUGCUAGCCUCCAGGGGCUUCGCCCUCUACAACGCUGCCAACCUCAAGAGCAUUGACUUCCACCGCAGGAUAGAGGAGAAGUCUCUGGCCCAGCUGAAAAGACAGAUGGAGCGUAUCCGUGCCAAGCAGGAGAAGCACAGGCAGGGCCGGGUGGACCGCAGUCACCCCCAGGACACCCUGGGCCCCAAGGACCCCGGCCUGGAGCCAAGGCCCGACAGUCCAGGGGGCUCCUCCCCGCCACGGAGGCAGUGGUGGCGGCCCUGGCUGGACCACGCCACAGUCAUCCACUCCGGGGACUACUUCCUGUUUGAGUCUGACAGCGAGGAAGAGGAGGAGGCUGUCCCUGAAGACCCGAGGCCGUCGGCACAGAGUGCCUUCCAGCUGGCGUACCAGGCAUGGGUGACCAACGCCCAGACGGUGCUGAGGCGGCGGCAGCAGGAGCAGGAACAGGCAAGGCAGGAGCAGGCAGGACAGCUACCCACAGGUGGUGGCCCCAGCCAGGAGGUGGAGCCGGCAGAGGGCCCCGAGGAGGCAGCGGAAGGCCGGAGCCACGUGGUGCAGAGGGUGCUGAGCACGGCGCAGUUCCUGUGGAUGCUGGGGCAGGCGCUAGUGGACGGGCUGACACGCUGGCUGCAGGAGUUCACCCGGCACCACGGCACCAUGAGCGACGUGCUGCGGGCAGAGCGCUACCUCCUCACACAGGAGCUCCUGCAGGGCGGCGAAGUGCACCGGGGCGUGCUGGAUCAGCUGUACACAAGCCAGGCCGAGGCCAAGCUGCCAGGCCCCGCCGAGGACCCCAAUGCCCCAAGCACCGUGUCCAGUGGGCUGGGCGCGGAGGAGCCGCUCAGCAGCAUGACAGACGACACGGGCAGCCCCCUGAGCACCGGCUACCACACGCGCAGUGGCAGUGAGGAGGCGGUCACUGACCCCGGGGAGCGUGAGGCUGGCGCCUCUCUGUACCAGGGACGGAUGCGGACGGCCAGCGAGCUGCUUCUGGACAGGCGCCUGCACAUCCCAGAGCUGGAGGAGGCAGAGCUGUUUGCGGAGGGGCAGGGCCGGGCGCUGCGGCUGCUGCGGGCCAUGUACCAGUGUGUGGCCGCCCACUCGGAGCUGCUCUGCUACUUCAUCAUCAUCCUCAACCACAUGGUCACGGCCUCCGCCGGCUCGCUGGUGCUGCCCGUGCUUGUCUUCCUGUGGGCCAUGCUGUCCAUCCCGCGGCCCAGCAAGCGCUUCUGGAUGACGGCCAUCGUCUUCACCGAGAUCGCGGUGGUCGUCAAGUACCUGUUCCAGUUUGGGUUCUUCCCCUGGAACAGCCACGUGGUGCUGCGGCGCUACGAGAACAAGCCCUACUUCCCGCCCCGCAUCCUGGGCCUGGAGAAGACUGAGGGCUACAUCAAGUACGACCUGGUGCAGCUCAUGGCCCUCUUCUUCCACCGCUCCCAGCUGCUGUGCUACGGCCUCUGGGACCACGAGGAGGACUCACCAUCCAAGGAGCAUGACAAGAGCGGCGAGGAGGAGCAGGGAGCCAAGGAGGGGCCAGGGGUGCCUGCGGCCACCACCAAAGACCACGUUCAGGUGGAAGCGAGGGUCGGACCCACGGACGGGACCCCAGAACCCCAAGUGGAGCUCAGGCCCCGUGACACAAGGCGCAUCAGUCUACGUUUUAGACGAAGGAAGAAGGAGGGCCCAGCACAGAAAGGAGAGGCAGCCAUCGAAGCUGAGGACAGGGAGGAAGAAGAGGGGGAGGAAGAGAAAGAGGCCCCCACGGGGAGAGAGAAGAGGCCAAGCCGCUCUGGAGGAAGAGUAAGGGCGGCCGGGCGGCGGCUGCAGGGCUUCUGCCUGUCCCUGGCCCAGGGCACAUACCGGCCGCUACGGCGCUUCUUCCACGACAUCCUGCAUACUAAGUACCGCGCAGCCACCGACGUCUAUGCCCUCAUGUUCCUGGCUGAUGUUGUCGACUUCAUCAUCAUCAUUUUUGGCUUCUGGGCCUUUGGGAAGCACUCGGCGGCCACAGACAUCACGUCCUCCCUAUCAGACGACCAGGUACCCGAGGCUUUCCUGGUCAUGCUGCUGAUCCAGUUCAGUACCAUGGUGGUCGACCGUGCCCUCUACCUGCGCAAGACCGUGCUGGGCAAGCUGGCCUUCCAGGUGGUGCUGGUGCUGGCCAUCCACCUAUGGAUGUUCUUCAUCCUGCCCGCUGUCACUGAGAGGAUGUUCAACCAGAAUGUGGUGGCCCAGCUGUGGUACUUCGUGAAGUGCAUCUACUUCGCCCUGUCCGCCUACCAGAUCCGCUGCGGCUACCCCACCCGCAUCCUCGGCAACUUCCUCACCAAGAAGUACAAUCACCUCAACCUCUUCCUCUUCCAGGGGUUCCGGCUGGUGCCGUUCCUGGUGGAGCUGCGGGCAGUGAUGGACUGGGUGUGGACGGACACCACGCUGUCCCUGUCCAGCUGGAUGUGUGUGGAGGACAUCUAUGCCAACAUCUUCAUCAUCAAAUGCAGCCGAGAGACAGAGAAGAAAUACCCACAGCCCAAAGGGCAGAAGAAGAAGAAGAUUGUCAAGUACGGCAUGGGUGGCCUCAUCAUCCUCUUCCUCAUCGCCAUCAUCUGGUUCCCGCUGCUCUUCAUGUCGCUGGUGCGCUCCGUGGUCGGGGUUGUCAACCAGCCCAUCGACGUCACCGUCACCCUCAAGCUGGGCGGCUAUGAGCCACUGUUCACCAUGAGCGCCCAGCAGCCGUCCAUCAUCCCCUUCACGGCCCAGGCCUAUGAGGAGCUGUCCCGGCAGUUUGACCCCCAGCCGCUGGCCAUGCAGUUCAUCAGCCAGUACAGCCCUGAGGACAUCGUCACGGCGCAGAUUGAGGGCAGCUCCGGGGCGCUGUGGCGCAUCAGCCCACCCAGCCGUGCCCAGAUGAAGCGGGAGCUCUACAACGGCACGGCCGACAUCACCCUGCGCUUCACCUGGAACUUCCAGAGGGACCUGGCGAAGGGAGGCACUGUGGAGUAUGCCAACGAGAAGCACAUGCUGGCCCUGGCCCCCAACAGCACUGCACGGCAGCAGCUGGCCAGCCUGCUCGAGGGCACCUCGGACCAGUCUGUGGUCAUCCCCAAUCUCUUCCCCAAGUACAUCCGUGCCCCCAACGGGCCCGAAGCCAACCCUGUGAAGCAGCUGCAGCCCAAUGAGGAGGCCGACUACCUCGGCGUGCGUAUCCAGCUGCGGAGGGAGCAGGGUGCGGGGGCCACCGGCUUCCUGGAAUGGUGGGUCAUCGAGCUGCAGGAGUGCCAGACCAACUGCAACCUGCUGCCCAUGGUCAUUUUCAGUGACAAGGUCAGCCCACCGAGUCUCGGCUUCCUGGCUGGCUACGGCAUCAUGGGGCUGUAUGUGUCCAUCGUGCUGGUCAUCGGCAAGUUCGUGCGCGGAUUCUUCAGCGAGAUCUCGCACUCCAUUAUGUUCGAGGAGCUGCCGUGCGUGGACCGCAUCCUCAAGCUCUGCCAGGACAUCUUCCUGGUGCGGGAGACUCGGGAGCUGGAGCUGGAGGAGGAGUUGUACGCCAAGCUCAUCUUCCUCUACCGCUCACCGGAGACCAUGAUCAAGUGGACUCGUGAGAAGGAGUAGGAGCUGCUGCUGGCGCCCGAGAGGGAAGGAGCCGGCCUGCUGGGCAGUGUGGCCACAAGGGGCGGCACUCCUCAGGCCGGGGGAGCCACUGCCCCGUCCAAGGCCGCCAGCUGUGAUGCAUCCUCCCGGCCUGCCUGAGCCCUGAUGCUGCUGUCAGAGAAGGACACCGCGUCCCCACAGCCUGCGUGGCGCUGCCGUCCCCCACGUGUACUGUAGAGUUUUUUAAUUAAAAAAUGUUUUAUUUAUACAAAUGGACAA